Caenorhabditis elegans is the source of this 550-nucleotide messenger RNA. RefSeq lists its product as uncharacterized. The record is from RefSeq and is marked reviewed. The coding region runs from base 7 to 441 and encodes 144 amino acids. Lineage: Eukaryota; Metazoa; Nematoda; Chromadorea; Rhabditida; Rhabditidae. The transcript is spliced from 4 exons.
CACACCAUGACAGAAGAAAUAAACGACAGAUACCAGAUUCCAAAACACAACUUUUUCACUCCUGAAGACGCAACGACCUGGGCUGUUAUUCAUAGAGCACGAUUUUGGAACGACCGUUUUCAAGACUUGUUGGAUUCUGAAAAGGUUUUAGUUUCAAAAAAUGUUCCGUUCAAAGUUCUUAACGAAUACAGCAGUGAUCUCUCAACAAAAUGUCUCAAAAAAUGUGAAGCUGAAAGAAAGGAAAACAUUUUGCAACAAAUACAGUUUUCGGAAGUCCUCCAAAGACACCAAAAACCAAACUUAUUCGGAAAUUCAAUCGUUUCUCUGAGAAUGCUAAAUUCUCUAGAAAUGAACGAAGUGCACAAAAAGGCGUUGAAACGUGAAAUGCCAAAGCUGUUGUCAAGUGAAAAUGAUCAAAAUCUGAAACGGCGCAAAGAAUGAGUCGUUGCAAAUUGUUAAAACUUUUUUGUUUUUCUGUAUUUUCAUUGUUACCUUGUUGUUAUUUUUACUCACUUUAUCUUUAGUUUGCUCAUAAAUUGUUUGCAAAUCC